AUGACAUCUACCUAUGACUGUUUGAUUAUCGGCGGAGGACCCGCAGGAUUGGCAACAGCACUUGCACUUUGCAGGGCCCUGCGCACCUGCGUUAUCUUCGACAAUGGGACCUACCGCAACGCGUCCACCAGUCACAUGCACACCGUUCUGACCUGGGACCAUCACGCUCCACACGAGUUUCGACAGGCUGCACACAAUGAGCUGAUCCACGGAAGGUACAAAACAGUGGCUGAGAUUGUUCAAGGAAAUGUGGAAAGAGUGGAGAAACAAGAUGACUACAAGUUCACGGUGACAAGUAAUGGAACAACAUACCACGGGAAAACAAUUGUCUUUGCAUCAGGUGUCGAGGACUCUCUAUCAAGUAUCCCAGGGCUUUCAGACGGUUGGGGGGAAACUGUUUUCCAUUGUCUAUUCUGCCAUGGAUUUGAAGAACGUGGAAGCCCCAGUGCUGGACUUCUUCUUGACAAUCCUAUGGUUUUGGGCCAUCUUGUUGAGAUUGCUGGAAUGGCCUCUAAACUUGCGGACAAAGUCACAAUCUACACCAAUGGUCAGGAUUUCACCACAAUGCCCAACCCACGAGAAGGCGAUCUGCUUGCACUCCAAACACGGUUAGAACGCCAUGGGUUUAAGUUUGACUCAAGGCCAAUCACCAAAAUUGUGGCACAUGAAUUGUCCAUCGAUCUUGUGUUUGAUGGUUCCCAGACCUCUCACCGGUUUUUGUCGUAUUUCCCUAAACAAACGGUACGCAACAAACACCUUAUGCAGCCUCUCGGAGUCAAGUUCUUGCCUUCAGGUCAUGUGGAAACUCUGCCAAUGGGCCAGGCUACCCAUGCUCCAGGAGUUUUUGUUGCAGGCGACAAUUGCACGUUUCUGCAACAAGUCUCUGGAGCUAUCAACAUGGGCACCAUUGCUGGUGCCAACGUUCACCACCACCUGAUUCGCGCAGAGCUUCCGUAG
Molecule: messenger RNA, 957 nt
Organism: Magnusiomyces paraingens
Lineage: Eukaryota; Fungi; Ascomycota; Dipodascomycetes; Dipodascales; Dipodascaceae
Exons: 1
Coding region: 1-957 (318 amino acids)
Molecular function (GO): oxidoreductase activity
Source: RefSeq, a predicted model, not a curated record